GGCAGGGUCGGGCGGAACUGCGCAGCGCCAAGAUGGCGGCGGCCGCGGCGGGAGUCUCCUUGAGGCGCAGCGUCCCGGGGCGGCUCCUGCGGGGCCCUCUGCGGGCGCUGUGCCGGGGAGCGCAGACGGCGGCGGCGGCAGCGCCCCGGGUCAAGAAGUUCGCCAUCUACAGAUGGGAUCCCGACAAGGCUGGGGACAAGCCCCGCAUGCAGACCUACGAGGUGGACCUGAACAAAUGUGGGCCUAUGGUGCUGGAUGCUCUGAUCAAGAUUAAAAACGAGAUGGACUCCACCCUGACCUUCCGCAGGUCCUGCAGGGAAGGAAUCUGCGGCUCCUGCGCCAUGAACAUUGCUGGCGGCAACACUUUGGCCUGCAUCAAAAAAAUCGACCCUGAUCUCAACAAGGUCACCAAGAUCUACCCUCUGCCCCACAUGUAUGUGGUGAAGGAUCUCGUCCCAGACCUGAGCAACUUCUAUGCUCAGUACAAAUCCAUUGAGCCCUACCUGAAGAAGAAGGACGAGUCCAAGGAGGGCAAGCAGCAGUACCUGCAGUCCAUAGAAGACCGUCAGAAGCUGGAUGGGCUCUAUGAGUGCAUCCUGUGUGCCUGCUGCAGCACCAGCUGCCCCAGCUACUGGUGGAAUGGGGACAAGUACUUGGGCCCUGCAGUGCUGAUGCAGGCCUAUCGCUGGAUGAUUGACUCCAGAGAUGACUACACAGACGAGCGUCUGGCACAGCUCCAGGACCCCUUCUCCCUCUACCGCUGUCACACCAUCAUGAACUGCACAAGGACUUGCCCUAAGGGGCUCAACCCAGGCAAGGCCAUUGCUGAGAUCAAGAAGAUGAUGGCAACCUACAAAGCAAAGGCAGCCACAGCCUAACCCUGCUCCUGCCUGCCAGGCUCACAACCAGAGAAGCUUCUCUUGGAGGGAUUUCUUCCUGAGGGAGCAAGAGAAGAUUCCAGCAGGGAAUUUGGUGCUUGCCUCUGGGUUGGCACAUCCAAUAAAUACUGUAAAGAACAGGGAA
Molecule: messenger RNA, 1023 nt
Organism: Pogoniulus pusillus (Red-fronted tinkerbird)
Lineage: Eukaryota; Metazoa; Chordata; Aves; Piciformes; Lybiidae
Gene: SDHB
Product: succinate dehydrogenase complex iron sulfur subunit B
Exons: 8
Coding region: 33-878 (281 amino acids)
Biological process (GO): tricarboxylic acid cycle; aerobic respiration; respiratory electron transport chain
Cellular component (GO): mitochondrial membrane
Molecular function (GO): electron transfer activity; 2 iron, 2 sulfur cluster binding
Source: RefSeq, a predicted model, not a curated record